GGUUGUGUUGUCUCUCCCAACUCACAACGGACACAGCAAGAACAGAUAAAGCAUCUCCUUGGUUCGGUUCCUCCAGUUCCCACCCAAAGGAAAGGAAAUUUAUCGGGCUGCUUAUAAAUUCUAGUGCAUCCUCACUCGUUCAUCGACAAAACCACAAGCAUUAGUGAUAAGCUUCUCAACAAAACAUCUGAGGAUCUAAUGGCGUCCAUCAAAUUGGUGUUUGUGGUGCUCGCGGUACUGGUCUCGGCGGCGCCAAUGGCCGUGGUGGCCGGCGACCCGGACAUCCUGACCGACUUCGUGGCGCCGACCUACAUCCCAGGCAUACCGGCGACGAACAUCACCGGCGACUUCUUCACCUACACGGGCUUCGCCUUUCCCUUACCGCCGCUGAUGACCUUCUCGGUGCUCAAGGCCUCCAUGGCGCAGUUCCCUGCCCUCGACGGGCAGAGCGUGUCGUACGCAAAGCUCAGGUUCCCGCCGGGCACCGUGAACCCGACGCACACCCACCCGCGCGCCUCCGAGCUGCUCUUCCUCCUCGAGGGCGCGCUCUCCGUCGGCUUCAUCGACACCGCCGGCAAGCUCUACGCCAAGGACCUCGCCGCGGGCGACAUGUUCGUGUUCCCCAAGGGCCUCGUGCACUACCAGUACAACCCGGGGAACAUCCUCGCCGUCGCGUUCUCGGCGUUCGGCAGCGCCUUCGCGGGGACCGUGAACGUGCCCUCCGUCGUCUUCGGCACCGACAUCGACGACGCCGUUCUGGCCAAGUCGUUCAAGACCGACGUGCCCACCGUGCUGAAGCUCAAAGCGGCGCUCACCCCGCCGCCGACGCCCAUGAACUGAUGAUCACUCCCGAGUCCUGAGCAAUAUGCUCUUGAGUCUUGUUGCUCUUCUUCUUCGACGUGUCAGCUGCCUUUGAGUUAAUAAGGCCACAAAUUAAUUAAGCUAGCCAGCAAGUGAUGAUGGAAUUACCCUUGCGCUAAGCAGGCAACCACUUAAUGUACGUCGAGAGCCAGCAGGCCGUGACGUACGGACGGACGUGUCGGUUGCUGGGUUGGGUUCGAAUUGGUACCGGACUCGGAUACGCACGCACGCCCUUUGCACAUCUCUCUGUAUAGCUCCCUC
Brachypodium distachyon (stiff brome) is the source of this 1122-nucleotide messenger RNA. RefSeq names its product germin-like protein 9-3. Gene Ontology annotation, cellular component: cell wall. The transcript has a single exon. Gene Ontology annotation, molecular function: manganese ion binding. The record is from RefSeq and is a predicted model, not a curated record. The coding region runs from base 199 to 840 and encodes 213 amino acids. NCBI's taxonomy places the organism in Eukaryota, Viridiplantae, Streptophyta, Magnoliopsida, Poales, Poaceae.